AUGUGUGAAGGGAUCAAUUCAUUCAUCAAGAGCUAUGUUCAAUGUAAAAACAGUUUGAUAGAUUUCAUUCAUAAUUUUGAGAGGGCGGUGAAGGAGUACCGACACAACGAGGUAUUUGUUGAUUUUAACACAAUGUAUUCGGAGCCUUUGCCCACAACUCCUCUUGGUUAUAUUGAGCAUGGCUUCUCACAACAUUUGACCAGGAGCAUGUUCAAUGAAGUGAAAACCCAGAUUGAAUAUGUUGGUGGCUUAAAUAUUAUUCAAAGGACUAAGGUCAAUGAUGUGGUGAUGGCGAAGAUGAACAAGGCUUUGUAUGAAAGGCGUGAGUAUGUGGUUUUAUAUGACAAGAAUUCUUCAAAAUUUGUGUGUGAUUGUGGUCACUUUGAUUAUUCUGGAAUCCCUUGUUCUCACAUGAUAUGUGCAAUGAGAAAUGAGAGAGUGGAUGAAGUUCCUGCUAGUCUUAUAUGUAAAAGGUGGUCAAAGACGGCUAAGGUGGACUACAUGAAUCAGAUUAAUGACACUGUUACUGGAAAUGAUGCGAAGAAAUUGGACAUAUAUAAGUUGGCUGAAAGUGUUCAAAAGCAUCGGGCAGAUAGCAGAAACAUCCGCACUGGACCAUUCUUGAUUGGGGAUCCAACUGUGGUGACCACAAAGGGGCGCAAGAAGAAAGGUGGGAAGAAGAGAAGGUUAUGCUCAAGAUGCAGAAUGGCUGGACAUACAAUUCGCACAUGCCCAUAA
Lotus japonicus is the source of this 738-nucleotide messenger RNA. RefSeq names its product protein FAR1-RELATED SEQUENCE 9-like. Gene Ontology annotation, biological process: regulation of DNA-templated transcription. Lineage: Eukaryota; Viridiplantae; Streptophyta; Magnoliopsida; Fabales; Fabaceae. The record is from RefSeq and is a predicted model, not a curated record. Gene Ontology annotation, molecular function: zinc ion binding. The coding region runs from base 1 to 738 and encodes 245 amino acids. The transcript has 2 exons.